AAGUAUAAAGAAUUUUUAUUGGCACAACAAAAACAAAUAAAGAAGAGAGCUAAAGAACCGAAAACAAGCUAUGUGGAACGACAGAAUGUCUUCGUCUUCGUCUUCUCCAUGGCCAUUACUUCGUUACUCGAUACAGUUUUCAGUAGAAGAAAGAAGAAGCCUAAUGAUUUCAUAAGCAUUUUGGAAUUCGACUUCGACACUAUUAGAGUUGCAACUAAAAGGUUAUCCGAUCUGAUUGGUCGUGGCGGGUUUGGUUUUGUUUACAAGGGUAGGCUUAAAAGCGGAGAAGACAUAGCAGUCAAGAGAUUGUCAAGAAGCUCCACUAGAAGCGAGAGAGAUUUUCGUAAUGAACUCGAGAUUUUGUCUAAGCUUCGGCACAAGAAUCUGAUCCAUCUUCUUGGUUUCUGCUCUGAAAGAGACCAACAUUACCUUGUUUAUGAGUUCAUGCCUAACUCAACCCUCGAUUGUUUUAUAUCUGAUCCAUGUAGAGCUUCUCAGCUAAAUUGGAAGAUGUGUAAAGACAUAGUCGAAGGCAUAGCUCGAGGGCUACGUUACCUUCAUGAAGAAUCCGGGUUAUGGAUCGUUCACCGCGACAUUAAACCUAAAAAUAUUCUAUUGGAUUCAUACUUUAAACCGAAAAUCACGGGGUUUGAAUUGGCUAGGACGAUGCAACAAGGUGGAAAUGAAGCGGAAACAACUGGAGUUGCCGGUACCAUAGGGUAUUUAGAUCCGGAGUACUUGCGAACGGGACGUGUUUCUGUCAAAUCUGAUGUUUAUGCCUUUGGAGUUACCAUCUUGACGAUCAUCAGCAGAAGAAGGGCUUAUAGUUCGGCCGAAGAACCUCUAAUCGGAUAUGUUAUGGGAUGCUGGAACAGAGGAGAAGCCAUCGAUGUGAUCCACGAAGAGAUGAGAGAAGAAGAAGGAGAAGAUUCGAUAAGCGAAAUCUUGAGAUACAUUCACAUUGCUUUGCUAUGUGUUGAUGAAAAUGCACAGACGAGACCGAUUGUGUCUCUACUCUUCUACCUGAACCAACAAUUGGUAAUCGAUUUCUUGGAGAGGAAGAAACCUAUAUCUCUUGGACAUAGCUCUAAUCACCCACGUCUUCACAAACACUGUCUUCGUCUUCGUCUUCUACUCUUCUCCAUGGCCAUUACAUCGUUACUCGAUAUCGUUCUCCGAAGAAGAAAGAAGAAAUCUACUGAACUAAUCACUACUGGUUUCAAAAACAUUUUCGUAUACGAUACCAUUAGAACUGCAACUGAUGAGUUCUCGCAUCAGAUUGCUCAAGAUCAGUAUGGUUCUGUUUACAAGGGUAAGCUUGAAAGCGGACAAGAAAUAUCAGUGAGGAUAGUUUUACCUAGAUAUCAGAUAGAGUUUCUUGAUGAAAUCAAUCUUUUAUCAAAGCUUAGGCACAAGAAUCUGAUCCACCUUCUUGGUUUCUGCUCUGAAAGAGACCAAAAUUUCCUUAUUUAUGAGUUCAUGCCUAACUCAAGCCUUGGUGGUUUGAUAUUCGAUCCAAAUAGAGAUUCUCAUCUAAGUUGGGAAAUGUGUCGAAACAUUAUUGAAGGCAUAGCUCGAGGGUUACGUUACCUUCAUGAAGAAUCCGGCUUGCGGGUCGUUCACCUCAACAUUAACCCUACAAACAUUCUAUUGGAUGCCGAUUUGGAACCGAAAAUCGCAGGGUUUAGAUUCGCGAGGCUGAUUCAAGAGGACGAAAACGAAGGAGAAUCAAGUAACCUUAUGGGUACUGUGAGAUUUAUAGCUCCAGAAUACCAUCAAACCUUGCGUUUCUCUGUCAAAUGUGAUGUUUAUUGCUUUGGAGUUACCAUCUUGACGAUCAUAAGAGGAAGAAGCGCUGAUAGUUUUGGCCAUCUAGAUCCAAUCGGAGAUGUUAGGACAUGUUGGAAAAGUGGAGAAGCCAUCGAUGUGAUCCAUGAAGUGAUGAGAGAAGUAGAAACAGAAGAUUCAAUAAGAGAAAUCUUGAGAUACAUUCACAUUGCUCUACUCUGUGUCAAUGACAAUCCAGAGACAAGGCCGAGUUUAGAUAAAGUUCUUCAUUGGUUUAGUUGUUUCUCUACUCCUUUGCCUGAACCAACAUUUGGUAAUCGAUUUCUUGGAGAGGAAGAAACAAACCAGUCCUUGUCGCCAUCUCUAUCUCCCGGACAUAGCUCUCUUAUGUCACCCGUGUCUGCACGGUAAGGAGAUUAAGCAUGAUGGAAUAAGUUUAGCUCUGUUUAUUGUAUUGAUGAGACUUUAUAUGCUGAGAAUUAUUUAUCGGUUAGUCUUGCAAAAGAGAUGUACAAACCACAUUACAUUUAAAUUCAAAAAGAGGUGAAAAAUCAUGUUUUGUUUUUUGAGACUAGUCUUUGACUUAAAUUCGUACUAGGAGG
Thlaspi arvense is the source of this 2390-nucleotide messenger RNA. NCBI's taxonomy places the organism in Eukaryota, Viridiplantae, Streptophyta, Magnoliopsida, Brassicales, Brassicaceae. The record is from the annotation of a GenBank genome assembly.